This is a messenger RNA of Drosophila busckii, 3446 nucleotides long. RefSeq names its product 5-hydroxytryptamine receptor 1 (gene 5-HT7). Gene Ontology annotation, molecular function: G protein-coupled amine receptor activity. Bases 872 to 2581 code for a protein of 569 amino acids. Gene Ontology annotation, biological process: adenylate cyclase-activating adrenergic receptor signaling pathway. The record is from RefSeq and is a predicted model, not a curated record. NCBI's taxonomy places the organism in Eukaryota, Metazoa, Arthropoda, Insecta, Diptera, Drosophilidae. Gene Ontology annotation, cellular component: membrane. The transcript has 4 exons.
UGUCUCGCGUGAUUAUAUUAUUUGUGCGUUAAGCGCAGCGGCAACGUUUGGCACCUGUUCAACAACUUUCUUACUCUUGGAAAAUCGCUUAAAAAUUAUAUUUAAGUAAUUUAUGCAAAUAGCUGGGACAAGACAGCGCCGAGGUUUCUCCAAGCAGACGUUGACCUAAUCUCCUUGACCACUCAACAAGGCCAAGCCUCAUCACUUCAGGGACUUGUGCAGCCGCAAUAUUAAUUUAGUACGCAGACAAAAGCAGUUCAAUUGAAGAAAAAGCAAGUUGCGGGACAAUCAGCACAGCGCAGACGGUUUCAAGUUACGCCAAUCUAUAUUAAAUUGUAGCUGCAGCAAUUACUUAAAGUUCAAUCUACUUGGUUGGUAGUCGCAAAUAGCGUUUUAUUAAGCAUACGCUACGUUAGCCAGCGGCAGACAGAUUCACAUCAAAUUAGUAAUCAAACAACAACACAAAGCAAGGCCCCCUUGGCAACGCCGCCACAAGCCUAAUCCGUGUCGAGGCAAGUCAACUCAAGCGACGGACAAACUAAUAAGACGAUUUGCUUUUUAUUGAAAUUAUGAUUAAUGACUGAAAUAUGCUGCGACGCGCAAUGAGGCAACAACGCUCGCCUUAAGCAAUGAUGUUGAUGAUGAUGAUGCUGAUGACCAACAGCAAGCGUGCUAAACUGUCUGAUGAUAAUGAGUUUGCCACAGCGCGCUUGCCAUUUGAUGCAAUUGAAGACAUGGCGCUGAUCAAAGGCAGCAGCUUAGUGGCGGUUGUUGUCGCUAUCGCCAUUGCCGACGCUACUCAUACGCACUGUUGCACGCAGCAAAAUUAAGCAAGCAAUUAACCCAAGAGCGCAUUAAGCAUACAAAAUUGAUGGCUUCGCCCGGGCAGCAGUGCGUAGCAGCAGCAGCAUCCGCAAGCCGUCGUCGUCGCCAUCAAGCCGAGCACAACAACAGCAACAAACUGAUCUCAACGGCAACACUCACUCUGCUCAUACUCCUGCUAAGCAGUUGCAUUGCCUACGUCACAGCCACAGCCACAGCCACGGGCGCGGUCACGGCUACAAGCACAGUUAUAGCCAUAGCCAGCAUUCAGCCAACGCUUGGCAUCAAUCUGGGCUUGGAUUACAACAACAGCAGCAGCAGCAGCAGCAGCAGCAGUAACAGCAGCAGCGCUUUUUUGGGCGCUAUUGCCACUGCGAACAGCAGUCCCAUCGCCAUCGUUAGCUUUACGGGCACGGCCAUUACAAGCAGCACGCCGAAUGGCAGCAGCACGCUGGUGUCCAUGUCCGACACACCGCUGCUGCUCGAUGAGCUCGAGGGCGAGGAAUUUGAGCUGCCUUCGCUGCAGUCGGUCAUUGUAAGCAUAAUUUUGCUGAUUGUCAUCCUAGGCACUGUGGUGGGCAAUGUGCUUGUCUGUAUUGCCGUCUGCAUGGUGCGCAAACUGCGACGACCUUGUAAUUAUUUGCUAGUGUCGCUGGCUCUGUCCGAUCUCUGUGUGGCGCUGUUGGUCAUGCCAAUGGCGCUGCUCUACGAGGUGCUGGAGCGUUGGAACUUUGGGCCGCUACUCUGCGACAUUUGGGUCUCGUUCGAUGUGCUUUGCUGCACUGCCUCCAUACUGAAUCUGUGCGCCAUAUCUGUGGAUCGCUAUCUGGCCAUAACAAAGCCGCUGGAGUACGGAGUCAAGCGCACGCCUCGUCGCAUGAUGCUGUGCGUGGGAAUUGUUUGGCUGGCGGCCGCCUGUAUCUCGCUGCCCCCGCUGCUCAUACUGGGCAACGAGCAUGAGGACGAGGAUGGCCAGCCCAUUUGCACGGUUUGCCAGAACUUUGCAUAUCAGAUCUACGCCACGCUCGGCUCCUUCUACAUACCGCUGUCCGUCAUGUUGUUUGUCUACUAUCAGAUCUUCAAGGCGGCGCGUCGCAUUGUGCUGGAGGAGAAGCGCGCCCAGACGCAUCUGCAGCAGGCGCUCAAUGGCUCCUCGCCACAGACAGCCACUGCGCCCGCCCUGUCGCACACGGAGCUGGGCAGCGGCAAUGGCACUGGGCAUGCGCAUCGACACAGCAGCGUAGGAAACACCUCGCUCACCUAUUCCACCUGCGGUGGUCUCAGCGCAAGCGGCGGCACAGGAACUGGCGGCUUGGGCCUGCAUCACGGCAGCGGAGGCGGAGUCAGCGGCUCCACUGGGCUGCUGGGGUCACCGCAUCACAAGAAGCUGCGCUUCCAGCUGGCCAAGGAGAAGAAGGCGUCCACCACCCUGGGGAUUAUCAUGUCGGCUUUCACUAUCUGCUGGCUGCCGUUCUUCAUACUGGCGCUGAUACGUCCUUUCGAAACGAUGCACGUGCCGCCCUCGCUGUCCUCACUCUUCCUCUGGCUGGGCUAUGCCAACUCAUUGCUGAAUCCCAUUAUCUACGCCACGCUGAAUCGCGAUUUUCGCAAACCCUUCCAGGAGAUACUCUACUUCCGGUGCUCCAGCCUCAACACAAUGAUGCGAGAGAAUUACUAUCAGGAUCAGUAUGGCGAGCCGCCGUCGCAGCGCGUCAUGUUGGGCGACGAGCGACACGGCGCUCGCGAAAGCUUUCUGUGAAUGAAGUCGAGGUCGAGCAACCCAAAUACAAAUACAACUGCGGAUAUUUAUACAUGCAUAUGCAUGCAUACAUACAUAUAUGUGUCAAUGCUAACCUCUGAGUAUUUUUUGUAUGUUGUAGGCCAACUAGUCGUUGUAAUUUCAAGCUUAAGUGGGCUGCCACCCAGCCAACCCAAGACAAACACACAUAAACACACAUGCGGUUGUUAUCCUGUACAAUAAAGACAGGUUUCCACGGUUCCUUUUAUGUUCUAUCCAAAGAAAGAUGAGUGAAGGAGAGAUAACGUAAUAAUUAUAUUAAAUAUCAACAUUAAUAAUCAUAAUCACAAUAGGAAUCGAAAUCGAAAACGAAAUCGAAUCUAAUGCGUGCGUAGUUCAUAUGCGAUACUCAAAGCUGAGCCAAAAAUAAACUUCAAACACAGAUUAGAUAUUGUGUAAACCUAAUUAAAUUUACCUAUGCGUAUAUUAUAUAUUUGUCUGUGUAUGUGUUUGUAUGUGUGUGUAUAUGUAUGUAGUGCAAGCAUGACAUAAGCAUAUAACUGUAAAUAAGCGCUAUACCAAAGCAGCAAAACCACAAAAAAAAAUGGAAAAAAGAGAAAAUAUGAUAUCAUCCAACAAAAUCAGCUCUAAUUGUCUCAUAUAUACUUACUAUAUAUGCGUGUAUUUAAAUGUACUCGCAUGAUUAACUAGCAUACAACAAACGCUCAAGUCUCAUACUAAUGUUUACGUAAAUAUGUAUUUAUUGACAGCAACAACAACAACAACUUUCUGCAUUAAUUAUUUUGUAUUUUUUGUAUUUGUAUAAAAGUCACGCCUCUCUGUGAUACCAAACAUUAAGCAUUAAUUUUAUGUUUAGAUCAAACAA